This is a messenger RNA of Tarenaya hassleriana, 782 nucleotides long. RefSeq names its product UPF0678 fatty acid-binding protein-like protein At1g79260. The coding region runs from base 76 to 564 and encodes 162 amino acids. Lineage: Eukaryota; Viridiplantae; Streptophyta; Magnoliopsida; Brassicales; Cleomaceae. The record is from RefSeq and is a predicted model, not a curated record. The transcript has 4 exons.
AUAGUGUUUGUGUAAUGAAAUACUAUAUUUGAGGUUUUCAAAUAGCAAUUUACCGGAGAGAGGCGGAGACGAAAAAUGGAAUACGACGGAGAUCGACAGCCGCCGCCGCUGCACCCCACCGUGGCGCCGAUAUCGUACCUCCUGGGAAGGUGGAGAGGCGAAGGCGAAGGCCAAUUUCCGACCAUCUCCUCCUUCCUCUAUGGCGAAGAGCUUCAAUUCUCCCACUCCGGCAAGCCGGUAAUUGCGUACAGCCAGAAGACAUGGAAGCUGAAUUCGGGAGAGCCAAUGCAUUCCGAGAGCGGUUUCUGGCGGCCGAAGCCCGACGGUACCAUUGAAGUCGUCAUCGCUCAGAGCACUGGCAUCGUCGAGGUUCAGAAAGGGACUUAUAAUGCUGAUGAGCAAGUGAUCAAGCUCCAAAGCCAACUCGUGGGAAACGCUUCUAAGGUGAAGGAGAUAAGCCGGGUCUUUGAAUUGGUGAACGGAAAACUGUCCUACGAGGUUCAAAUGAGCACGAACACAAAUCAUCUCCAACCACACCUCAAAGCUGUGCUCAAUAAGAUUUGAAUAUCGUCAAGUCCAUGCAGGAGAGAGACCUCUCAGCAAUUUGUGUUUAGCUUAUCCAUAUCCAUAGGAGCAAAGCUUUUCACAAUGAACAGACACUUUCUUGAUUCUGUGGAAUCCACAGUUCAAAACAUUAAACAGCUUUUGUAUGGUGUUAUUGGCUUGCUGUAGACUCCGACUUUAUCAGGCAUUUUCCAUUGUCAGUAUGUAAAAUCAUUCUA